AUGGCAGCAAACGAUGAUAAUCCAUCCUAUCCGACCGAAAGCAUCGUCUCGAAAAAGGGGCGCAAGCAUUACCGCGUUCCCGUACGAUCACAACACUGGCAGCUGCGGUCCCUCAUCAGCGCUGAGAAGCGACACAUUGUCUACUUCCCCGGCGGCAGCGGUAGCAACCAUGUCCAACGCCUCAACAUACUCACCCGGGAGUGCGAGACCCUCAAGCUCCUGACCUUUGCGCCGCGCUGCUUGGUCGCCGAGAACGGUUGGCUUUGCUGUGGCAGCGAGACGGGCGAGUUUGUUGCCAUCCAUCUCGAAGAAAGCAAUGACGAUAACCAAUCUGGGCUGGGCUUUGAGCUCGACGCCGAGACCCGACAGCAGCUGGGCCUCGAUGGACUGCGUGAUGACCCUUUGCUCUCCCUCCUCGCUCAAGCCCGCAGGUCGAACAAGAGCUUGAUCGCCAAGAGCAUGAAGUUGGCCAAGGACCGCGUCAAUUGCGUCACCCUCUGGUUCCCCCCAGCCAUCCUGACGCCUUCCCCAGAGGCCUACACCGAAGGCGUCGCCGUCCUGGCCAACAACGAUCGCACCGUCGUCCUCGUCAGCCUCAGGGACUUUGAGCGCAGCGACAAGACGGAACCGCUCGACGUGGUCACGUAUCCCGAUUUUGUCAACAGAGCCAUCAUUUCCCCAGACGGGCAGCUUCUCAUCGCCAUAUUAGAUGACCCGUAUCUAUAUGUCCACGUCCGUGGCGCACGCUCCGACGAGUCUCCCUCCUCGUCGUCGGCGGCGGACAACGCUGGUCACGGCAGAUAUCGGUGGGAGUUGAAGCAGAGGUUUCUGCUCAAGAGCCAGCGAAAGGACGACCGGUCAGACAGCCGCGGGAGCUUCGCCGCGUGCUUCUCUUCGUCGGGCGCCUACCUGGCAGUGGGAACACAACACGGCACCAUUUCCAUAUUCGACACGACCCUCCUUACCGUCUACGGCGCGGACCCUCUCAUCACCACAUUCAAGUCUUCACGGCCAGAAAGCGGCCCCGGUGCCGUUCGGGACAUGGCCUUUUGCCCUGGUCCAUUCGACAUCCUCGCGUGGACAGAGGAUCGCGGCCACGUGGGCUUUGCUGACAUGCGAAGCAACUUCAUCACGCGCCAGAUUGUCGACAUCAACGUUGAAGCUGACUUUGAACACGUCGAUAUACUUGACCGUAACACCAUCGACCCACGCCUGCUGCACAGCCAGGCCGAGCGACGGGGUAACCGAUCGCCCUCGACGGCCACCGCUCGGAGGCGGCACGGAGAGGGACUGGAUACUUUGAACCAGCCGCUAACCGCCAACGAGACGCUGGUGCUCGAAGCGAUCCAGGGCGACCGGCGCCGCCGAGACAGAAUAAGCCAGCGAAACAACGAGGCCGGGACGCGGCCAGGGGACCUGACCUGGACGUACUUAUCCAACUUGCGGCCGUCUGCCAACGAUGGCGACUCCUCGCGGCCGAGGGAGCGCAGCAGCAGCGUCGGCCGGGCCAUGACCGACAUGCUAGGGUCGUACCGGGACCAGCGGGCGGAACGCCUGCGCAGCACCCGGCAAUAUGUCCGGGAGGCGUCGGCGGAGCAGCGACAGGCGCUGCGCCGCCCCGAGCAGAGCCUUGUCGACAGGAUCGGGGAGGCGGUGGCGGCUGUGCGCGACCAGCGCGACCGGCCAGACCCGUCGUACUUGAACGUCCUCGAGAUCCUGCAGGCUAGGGAGCGCCCCGGAGACGAACACGACGACUCGGCGCUGCUGGCGCCGCUAGUCAACCAGGCGAUGAAUCGAUGGGAGGAAAGCGCUAUACGGGGUACGCUGGCGGCCGACCACGGUGUGUUCGAGGUGCCUCCCUCGCCCGACAACACAGCCGGCCUGGCCUGGACCUCGGACGGGCGAACACUGUUCAUCGGUGCCCAGAACGGCAUCUACCAAGUACAAAUCAACGUCCACAGCCGCAAGUUCUGCCCGAGCAUCACAAUGAGCUGA
Messenger RNA from Purpureocillium takamizusanense, 1995 nucleotides. RefSeq lists its product as uncharacterized. Bases 1 to 1995 code for a protein of 664 amino acids. The record is from RefSeq and is a predicted model, not a curated record. NCBI's taxonomy places the organism in Eukaryota, Fungi, Ascomycota, Sordariomycetes, Hypocreales, Ophiocordycipitaceae. The transcript is spliced from 4 exons. Gene Ontology annotation, molecular function: protein binding.